AUGGCGUCCGCGCCAUCGGUAUCCAUCCCGACCGCCAUCCCACCGUCGCCACGAACAGUCCAGUCACCAACCACGACCUUCGACAUAGUAUCUUACUAUAAUGAGCUGAUCGAAUCCGACUCAUCGAUCACUCCUCCGAUAGCAGCGAUCGAGUCACUGAUAUCACUCCUCGCGACCACGCCACUGACCACCAUCUCCGAGACUCUGGCCUUACUGUCGACACACACGGCGAAACUUCUCGCAGCACAGCGCAACCCCAUCCCACUAUCGGCGGGAACAGAGCUUUUCCAGCGGUAUCUGGUGUCAUCCUUCCAACAGCGACCGUCAACACUCGCGAACUCCGACUUCUCGACGCUCCGCCACAACAUCAUCACGAACAGCUCACUGUUCGUCAAGCGGGCGAACGAGGCACGCGUCAAGAUCGCACACCUCGCACUGCGCUUCGUCCGCGAGGAGUCCACCAUCGUCACAUACGGAUACAGCCGUGUCGUGCAGACGCUGCUCACGCACGCCGCCGAGUCCGGCCGGUACUUCAACGUCAUAUACGUACUGCCACCCAGUGGAGACACAUCCUCAACGCUCUCCAAGUCCAUCGCCGCGCUGAACGCACUCUCGAUCCCGACAAGCACCAUCCCCAUCCACGCGCUGAAUUUCGCACUCGCGUCGCUGCCAGCCUCGCAGGCGCCGCCUCAAUUCGUCACCGGCGCGGCCGCCGUCCUCGAGAACGGGUCGAUCAUCACGCAGUUCGGGACCCAUCAGGUAGCAUUGGUUGCACGGUCGCUCUCACUGCCUUUCUACGUCGCGGCCGAAUCCUAUAAAUUCGUGCGGAGCUUUCCCCUGGGCUGUGGACAGGCCGACCUCGCCAAGAUGGGUGUGAAGCAGGAUGUGUUGCAGUUCAGCACUACCGGCUCAGGCAAGGCUCCGAGCGUCGAUGACAUGGUCGAGAUCACGCCGCCAGACUUGAUCUCUGCUUUGUUCACCGAGACCGGCAUCAUGACCCCGGACGCUGUGAGCGAGGAAUUGAUCAAGUUGUGGUUCUAG
Molecule: messenger RNA, 1041 nt
Organism: Exophiala aquamarina CBS 119918
Lineage: Eukaryota; Fungi; Ascomycota; Eurotiomycetes; Chaetothyriales; Herpotrichiellaceae
Exons: 2
Coding region: 1-1041 (346 amino acids)
Biological process (GO): translational initiation
Cellular component (GO): eukaryotic translation initiation factor 2B complex
Molecular function (GO): translation initiation factor activity; guanyl-nucleotide exchange factor activity
Source: RefSeq, a predicted model, not a curated record